Oppiella nova is the source of this 2284-nucleotide messenger RNA. Lineage: Eukaryota; Metazoa; Arthropoda; Arachnida; Sarcoptiformes; Oppiidae. The record is from the annotation of a GenBank genome assembly.
ACAGUACCGGUGCUCAAUAUCGUGGACCCGGACUUGAUCAAGGACAUUUGGGUGAAAGACUUUUCCCAGUUUCCCGACCGAUCGAAGGUAUGGAUAUCCAGCAAUCACGUCACCUCCCGUUCCCUAAACCACGUGUCCGGCGAGGACUGGAAACGGGUGCGCUCUAUAGUGUCGCCCGUUUUCACGUCCGGCAAAAUGCGUCAAAUGUCACCGAAAAUCGGCGCGUGUUUGACGGACCUCUGCGCCCAUAUUGACACCAUAGCGGCCACGGGUCAGCCCCUGGACGCCUGGGACGUGUGCGGGCGGUUCGUGUUGGACAUCAUCGCCCGUAACGUGUUUGGCGCCAAAAUCGACGCCUACCUGUCCACUGACAACCCGUUUGUGGUGUUCGCUAACGAAAAGUUUAACCUAACGCUUAAAAAGGAAAUGAGCAGGCUACUAUUGCCUAAAUUCAUGCAAAAAUGGCUGAAUGUGUCGAAUAAGGUUUCGGAUCAGUUUUUCUUAGACACCGUCCGACAGAUUAUUGGCGAUAGACGACAGAAACCUAAUGAGAAAAAUGUGGACUUAAUUCAACUGCUUAUGGACGCAGAUAUUGGGGACCGGGAGGGACAGGCAGAUGAAAGAGAUAAUAAUAAUCAUCAACAAAAUAGAGGCGAUGAGGAGGUGGGCGCCGAUCGUAAGGCCUACGACAUAAACGUUGCUAACAAACGGCUAACGGAAGACGAGAUCAUAGCUCAGGGAUAUAUCUUUUUCAUCGGAGGAUACCUCGAAACGGCGUCAGCCCUGGCCUUCUCGGCCUACGAGAUGGCCUGCAAUCCGACGGCUCAACAGCGACUGCUCGACGAGAUCGAGGGCGCGGGCGUCGACGCCCCGGACGGUGACCUACCAUACGACGCGUUGGCACGACUGCCAUAUUUGGCAGCAUUUUUAUCGGAGGUUCAGCGCCGACACUCAAACACCCAACCCAUGGCCAGAGUUGCUGCCAGUGACUACCGGUUAGGCGAUACCGGGAUCACCAUAAAGGCCGGGCAGCAGAUAGAGGUGCCCAACUACGCCUUACAUUAUUCGGACCAGUACUAUGAGCACCCGUACCAGUUUGAUCCUGACCGUUUUAUGCCAGAAAAUAAGCAUAAGAUUAAACCCUACGCAUACCUGCCCUUUGGCGCCGGUCCUCGUAAUUGCAUUGGUAUGAGGUUUGCGUUAUUGAUUGUUAAGCUAGCGUUGGCUCACAUGGUUAAGCGCUACCGAUUCUACCGGUGCCCGCAAACGGACGUUCCCGUACAGUAUAAGCCGUUUAUUCACAUGAUUUCACCGAAACGUGUUGUCGUAGGUAUCGAUAGACGAAUGCCUGGCGACGGUAACCGCUUGUCCAACACAUUCCUGUUUAGUUCCGAAUCGGUCGGUGAGGGACAUCCAGAUAAAAUAUGUGAUCAAUUGAGUGAUGCCAUACUCGAUGCACAUCUGAAACAAGACUCCAACUCACGGGUCGCCGUCGAGACGGCCACCAAAUCGGAUAAGAUUAUAGUGUUCGGAGAGGUCUCAGGCAAUGCUAAAGUAGAUGUUGAGGCUGUCGUUAGAGAAACCAUUAAACAAAUCGGUUAUGACGACCAAAAUAUAGGUUUAGAUUAUCGUACGUGUAAUAUAGACAUAAUAUUGGACAAACACGAUGAUGCAAUAUCAACGUUUUGUGACUUGAAUCGAUCCCUUGAGGAUAUCGGUGCCGGAGAUCAGGGACUGAUGUUUGGUUACGCCACCGAUGAGACCGAAGAAUAUAUGCCAUUAACAGUGGUUUUGUCGCAUAAACUGAAUGAAAAGUUGAGUGAAUUACGCCGUAACGGGACAUUCCCGUGGGCCAGACCUGACACUAAGACUCAGGUGACGUGUGAGUACUACGACGACAAUGGAAGAGUAUCCUAUGCUAUUGGUAUCGCAGAGCCCCUAUCGAUAUCAGUGUUUGAUUUUGGGACAUCCAGUAAAACCCAACAGGAAUUGGUUGAAAUCGUUAAGAAAAAUUUCGACCUCAGACCCGGAUUUAUUAUUAGGGACCUGGAGCUAACUAAGCCUAUAUAUCAAAGUACCAGUUAUUACGGUCAUUUCGGUCGUAAAGGUUUCACUUGGGAAGUACCCAAAAAACUAGUUUAUUGAUAAAUUGCUUUUAAACACAUACAUAUUUGAAUGGAAAUAAUGUUCCGAAUAUGAUGUGCAAAUGUUUUGAAAACUUAUGUUAACGAGCAAGUUCUUAUUAUUGAAAUUAUUGAAUAUUUUAUAAUAAGAUGAAGGAUGC